CCCUCCUCCCCCGUCAGACUCCAUUGCUCCCUCUCGUCUCUCUCAGGUUUUAGUUUUCCUCCGUACUCGCGGCGCCAUGUUGACGUUUGUUCUCCGGCUGACGCUCGGCUCGAUGCUGCUGCCACUGACCGCCGCGCACCUAGGUUUUCUGAUCUGAUGAAUUAUAACGAGGAAGACGAGCGAUGAGGUUUUCUUCGUGGCUUAAAGGAUCGUUUGUGGCAUCUUAUUGGUGGUUGCUGCGGCUUUCGGUUUGGAUGUUGAGAAUAUCGAGUUGUGGCGACAGUACUUCUCAUGUGGUGCCAGAACGGUCUGGAGGGGAACUGUGAAACGUUUAAAGAGCUUAGAUAAAAAGCACUUUUAGAAACACUGCCAAAUAAAUCACACAAAUAACUUGGAAUAAAAUGCCAGAAAUGAUAAAGAUAUUGAAAUAUUUUACAAAAUAAAGCAUAAAGUGUCCGCUAAGUUGCUAAAGUGGCUAAUAAAGCUAAUGUGGCUAACACAGUGUUUCUGGGCGGCGACUUGGCCCGGCAGGUUCUGACCCGCCAGAGACGAGCGAACAGUUUCCUGGAGGAAAUGAAACAGGGCAACAUGGAGAGGGAGUGCAUGGAGGAGCGAUGCAACUGGGAAGAAGCGCGAGAGAUCUUUGAAAACGCAGAUAAAACGGAUGAAUUCUGGGCCAAGUACAUUGAUGGCGACGCUUGCCAGUCGGUGCCGUGCGCUCAUGAUGGAGUUUGUAAAGACGGGGUCGGCAGCUACACGUGUUACUGCAAAGACGGAUACCAGGGCUACAACUGUGAGAUCGUUAUCCCCGAGCUGUGCGAGAAUACAAAUGGUGGCUGCCAGCACUUCUGUAACCUGGCCUUGGGAAACGUUCAGUGCUCCUGCGCCACCGGAUACUUCCUGGGAUCUGACGAUAAAUCCUGCGACUCCAACGAGGUCUUUAAAUGCGGCGCCGUGGUCACAGAAAACGUCCGGGCAGUUUUCCGGUACGAGCGCCAGAACACAACGCAGGGCAACGGUACCGUGUCGGGUCUGUUGGACCUCAGCACCAAUUCUAAAGUGUUGAACCAGACUUCAGUGAUGGAGAACAUCAGCAACAACAGCACCUUCCUGCCAGAGAACAGAGACUUCCUGCCGGAGGGCGCCGUGUCCGAGAAGAGGCUGUUCUCUCAGAUGGCCAGUAUGACGCGCAUCGUCAACGGAGAGGACUGUCCUCCAGGGGAGUGUCCGUGGCAGGCUCUCCUCCUGAACGAGGACAAACAGGGUUUCUGUGGAGGAACGAUCCUGAACGAGUACGUCAUCCUGACCGCCGCCCACUGCAUGAACGCCUCCAGCUACAUCUACGUGAGACUGGGGGAGUUUGACGUGUUGGUGAAUGAAGGUAACGAGGCGACGCACGAAGUGGAGACGAUCAUCACGCACCACAGAUACAAGCCAGACACCUACCACAACGACAUCGCAUUGAUGAAGCUAUCGACGCCCAUCAAGUUCUCUCAAUUCAUCCUGCCCGCCUGCAUCCCUGAGCAGGACUUCGCUGAGAGGGUGUUGAUGCGGCAGCCGGACGGCAUGGUGAGCGGGUUCGGACGCCUGGGCGAGGGCCGGCAGCCGUCCACCAUCCUGCAGCGCCUCACCAUGCCCUACGUGGACCGGCAGACCUGCUUCGAGUCCACGCAGCUGCGCAUCACCACGCGCAUGUUCUGUGCCGGCUACGACACGAUAGCCAAGGACUCGUGCCAAGGCGACAGCGGCGGGCCGCACGUCACGCGCUACGGAAACACAUACUUCAUCACCGGCAUCGUGAGUUGGGGCGAAGGCUGUGCUCGGAAAGGGAAAUAUGGUGUGUACACUCAGGUGUCCAAAUACAUCAGCUGGAUCCACGAGGGCAUCAAGCAGCUGAUGCCCAAAGAGAAGAGCGGAAGCCGGAAGAGGAGGCACCGCGGGCCGGCCCGGAGGCUGGUUCUGUAACCGUUAUACAUCCCUAACAAUGUGUCCAAACGCGUCUCAAAACCGAUCAUAACUUCAUGUUUUUAAAUUGUAUUGGCUUGCAGUUCAUUUGUCAACGUUUCCCGUGUUUCCAUUUUUAAAUGCUAUAUUCUGACCAUAAGAAAGACUUGAGUAAAUGUUCUGAUGGAAACACAAUCUUGUUUUUUAUUUGGUCCUCUUUCAUUUGCAUACUUGAAACAGCACGAGAAUAAAUAUCAAAAAACCCAAAAGGAAUAAUUCCACUUUUCAAAAGACAGAUUGUUGUUGGUAUAAAAGCUCCUUUAAAUACUUUAAAGAUAAUCUGCAUUUAUAAAUGUGUUCGUCAGAAUUAGCUGGAAUUGGACAGAAUAUGAUAGCAGUUUACAAGCAGUUUAUGCUAGCAUGAUAGCAAACAAGCUAAUCACUGCUAAAACGAUUACUUGAGGGGUUCCUCAGGGCUCGAUUCUCAGUCCUUUAUAUUUAGUUUAUUUUAAAUGAUUUCUUUCAAUUAUAGGGCUGCAACACAGCCUGUCUCACAUACUUUUUAACCAGUAUUGUUAAAAAAAAAAGUGCAAUUUGGAUCAAUUUAACAAUGAAAAUCUUGCAGGUUUGUGUCAGAAACGCUGUGUGUGUGUUCAUGUGUUUGUCUGAAAUUACACAUCAUCUUUGAUUUUGGGAGAUUUUAACAUUUAUAUUUGAAUAUUUUCUGACUUUUUAUAGAGAUAACAAUAAAUCAGUGCAACAGAUUUUAA
Molecule: messenger RNA, 2714 nt
Organism: Eleginops maclovinus (Patagonian blennie)
Lineage: Eukaryota; Metazoa; Chordata; Actinopteri; Perciformes; Eleginopidae
Gene: f10
Product: coagulation factor X
Exons: 10
Coding region: 574-1965 (463 amino acids)
Biological process (GO): blood coagulation; proteolysis
Cellular component (GO): extracellular region
Molecular function (GO): calcium ion binding; serine-type endopeptidase activity
Source: RefSeq, a predicted model, not a curated record